Molecule: messenger RNA, 663 nt
Organism: Dracunculus medinensis (Guinea worm)
Lineage: Eukaryota; Metazoa; Nematoda; Chromadorea; Rhabditida; Dracunculidae
Source: the annotation of a GenBank genome assembly
AUGUCACCACCAGGAAUUGUGGUGUCUUUCACGGUAAUCGUUACCUUCCAUGAGAAUUUUAUUACAAAAGUCGAUCGAGCAUACCGAGUUCAGUGCGAAUAUUUGGAAACAACUAAAUUAGUGACGACAAAAAUCGAUGUUAGUAUGCCCAUGUCAACUGAAUUGUCAGCCAGUUAUGAAGGCCCUUUAUGCGAGUACACGAUUAAAGAUCAAGCGGGGAACGUUAUUAGGAAUGCAAGAAUUGGUGAUAUAAUCAAUCAUGAAUGGCAGUGUAAAAGUGUAGUAACAGGAAUGAACGCUAUUUUGGUGCAUAAUUGUUAUGUAGAGGGUGCAAAUAAUCAACGAGAAAUCAUCAUCGAUAGCAAGGGAUGCACUUUGGACCCUUUCAUUAUACCAAACCCAACUUAUAGUCAAGAUCAAAUGUUCGCUAAAGCUCAAACAAUGGUAUUUAAGUUCCCAGACCGCACUGGCAUUGACUUUCAAUGUGAUAUAUCAAUAUGCAUUAAAGGCGAGGGUCACUGCAAUCAGAUCAGCCCACCCGAUUGCAGUUCGAAAAAGUCGCGGCGUUCGGUAGUAAAUGAAACCCAAACCACAUGGAGAUUACACGCACUAGGACUCGAUGUUGUUGACCUCGGUGACGAAAUAUCUGAUUCAGGUCAGUAA